GAAGAAGAACGUUGUAGACGUUGCCAGAGGGCGUGGCAUGAGCGGUGACGUCGUGUUUAUGUCAAACCAGCAGCUAUCAAUUGAUGUUCUGUCACAAACCUCAAACCGUGGAACGAACUAACGCAUUAAAACUCUAACUGAAGAAGGUGUGCCUUAGUGUCACCCUUGCCUGGGUGCCAUGGUCCUCUGUUCCAUAUGAGCUCUACUAUGUGGUACAUCAUGCAAAGCAUUCAAAGUAAAUACUCCUUAUCUGAGAGGCUCAUCCGCACUAUUGCAGCCAUCCGCUCCUUCCCUCAUGACAAUGUUGAGGAUCUUAUUCGUAAGGGAGCUGAUGUGAACCGAAUGCAUGGCACACUGAAGCCCCUUCACUGUGCCUGUAUGGUUGCUGAUGCUGACUGUGUGGAGCUGUUGUUGGAGAAAGGCGCAGAGGUGAACGCUUUGGAUGGAUAUAACCGCACAGCGUUGCACUAUGCAGCAGAGAAAGAUGAGAGCUGCGUGGAGCUGCUGUUGGAGUAUGGAGCACAGCCAAAUGCCCUGGACGGCAACAAGGACACUCCAUUGCAUUGGGCUGCCUUUAAAGAUAACCCUGAGUGUGUGAGGGCCCUGCUGGAGAGCGGAGCCUGUCCUAAUACCAGGGACUACAACAAUGACACACCGUUGAGCUGGGCAGCAAUGAAGGGUAACCUCGAAAGUGUCAAAGUGUUACUGGACUAUGGCGCUCAGGUUCACGUUACCAACCUGAAGGGCCAGACCCCGAUCUCCCGACUGGUUGCUCUGUUGGCCCGAGGCCUGGGCACUGAACAGGAGGAAGAGUGCUUGGAGUUGCUUUGCCGGGCUGCAGGGCGGUUUGAGAUCCGACGGGCUGACGGCACCCUUCCCCGAGAGUUGAGUAAGGAUCCCCAGCUGCUUGCACGACUGAAAAACAUGGUGGCUCAUGCUCCCACACUCCGCUCCUUAGCCCGUUGUGCUGUUCGGCAGAGUCUCGGUGGGCAGUUUCUUCCCACCGCAGUGAAAGAGCUUCCUUUACCAGAGACAGUCAAAGACUAUCUACUGCUGAGGGACUAAGGUGACUAGAUAAUAUAGGGAAUGGAGGGGGUGGGGCUUAAGACAUCUGCUGAUUGAGACAGAUCACUACAGUGCAUUUACAGGGAAUAAAGUCCCCUUAGAGGAGGCGGUUUGGUAGCGCUCCAUGUGUCAAAUGAUCCUGGAAACAAAGGCAGAAAAGAGGUAGAAAUGUUUGUUUGUUUUUUUAACUGAAAAACAGCACAACAUCACAGUGAGCAACAAUUUUAUGUCUGUCAUUUUCCUAAAACAACGUUAUGCACUUUUGAUGACUUGGCAUUUUUCUGCAACCUUUUGUUUUGUUUUAUUUUGUAAAUACACACUACGCAAACACACAAUUUUAGUAUUGCUGUGAUUCACCACAGGAGUUAGAAGACAAGACCAGCCUGAGCUCUGCUGUAUGUUGGACGUAUUAGUAUUUAUUUGACAUCACUUCAGAGAAAGACUUAAGUAAUUACAUUUUAAAGUUUGAAUGUAGUGAUAGAACAUAGAUUGGUGUGGGUUUUUUGCAGCGCAUGUUAAGUCUUGAUCGUUUGGUGAUUACGUUAGUAUUGGCAGGAUUAAAUUAAAGACGAUGAAGCCCUAAACUGCUUGACCUGGGGAAACACUUCCACCUUUGAUUGUGGAAUUGGGAUAAAGGAUUAAAAAAUCAACUAAAGACUUGGAUCAUGCUAUUUGUCUGUCCUUCAAGUCAAUUUAUUUGUACAUUGCCAAAUCAGAAAAUAAGUUGCCCCAACGCACUUCACAAGAGUAAGGUCUAACCCAGGGGUCACCAACCCUGUUCCUGGAGGGCACCUGUCCUGCAUGUUUUCUAACUCUCCCUGAUCCACUUCCAGGCAAUUAGGCUAACUGUCAGGUGUGCUCAGUCAAUCAACAGCUAAGACACCACUUAAAAAAAAACAGAUGUGACUUGAGUAGGUUGACGUGGAAAACACCAGCCCUGUUCCUGGAGAGCCCCUGCCCUGUAUGUUUUCCACGUCACCCUAUUCAAGUCAUGCCUGUUUUUUUUUUUUUGUUAAGUGGUGUCUUCCAGCUGUUGACUGUCUGAGCACAGCUGAUCGAGUUAAUUGCCUGGGAGUGGAUCAGGUAGAGUUACAAAACAUGCAGGACAGGUGACCUCCAGGAACAGGGUUGACCCCUGCUCUAACCUUACCCACCCCAUGAACAAGCACACUAGCAACAGUGGUAAGGGAAAAACUCCCUCAGGUAUUUUUUUGAUUAUAGGGAGACUCAAUGAGGUGACCAUUGGCUUUGGUCAUGCAAACAUUAACAAAUAAGAUGAGGCAUAACAAGGAAAUAUCAAACAUGCAGAGUUUAGUUGUCACAAUAACCUAAUGGCCCAAAAAGCACCCAAAUGACAAAGAGCAGAGUCUCAGCCAAUGGAAUGCACACAUUUUACCAAUGUACCAGUACUCCUGCCACGCUAGGAACAUUCUCAGAAAGUUUGCUUUAGACUACCAAUGGUCUCUAGUGGACAAAACACUUCUUGUGUCAUCUCAGUUCACCCAGCUGUAAAUGCAGGAAGUAAUCCACAACAGACUGGUGUCACAUCCAGGGGGAGUUGUAGGCGCUCAUCUCCUUCAUGCCUGGGAUAACCACCGGCCCCAAUGAGCCACAUGGCUUAUGCAGGACUUACUUGGGCACCACUGCAGUUGAAGUGAGCACCUACUUUAUGAAUAACCAAUCAUUUCUUCACAAAUUCCCAGAUACAGAGUCAAUCUCUCCCUCCUGUAUUAUUUUUUUUUUUUUUUUUUUUUUGUGAUCCCAUGUGGAGUUGACUACCAAACAGAAACCACAUACUAAAACCUUACUUUGCUUUUUGACAGAUGACCAUCACCAGGCUCGCAAUGAAGGAUUCAUCUGAAAAAAAAUUAAAUGCAGAUUAAAAACUGUUACCUUGCCUGCUGUAAAUGUUUAGUAUUUAUUGGGCUUUCAUUUCAUGAAAGUUGCAUUUGCCAAGCAGAUUUUUUUAAUAAGUAUAGAUUUGCAAAAGUUAGGGUUUUCAAGGGUGCUGAUUAUUGCUGCGCUUUUCCAGCAAAAACACAAUUAUUUUAAGCUACAUGUUAAGUGUUACACCAUGUAAUGGCAUGAUUACUAAGGGGCUUAGUUUUUUGUUCUUCAAAUAUUUACUCUAUAAGCUUGCAAAAUGUAAUUGUUCCACUAUCUGUCUAAAAUCUGACCAUUUGUGUGCUUGAUUUUGUUUAUUCUGCAUAUGUAUGAAAAUAUCCUUUGUCUUGUGAACACCUACAAAGUGGCUUUUUGUUUGUUUAAUGAAAGUAAAUGACUUUGUAUCCUAUUCA
This is a messenger RNA of Thalassophryne amazonica, 3362 nucleotides long. It is a transcript of the gene asb8, whose product is annotated as ankyrin repeat and SOCS box containing 8. The coding region runs from base 196 to 1065 and encodes 289 amino acids. The record is from RefSeq and is a predicted model, not a curated record. The transcript is spliced from 4 exons. Gene Ontology annotation, biological process: intracellular signal transduction. Gene Ontology annotation, molecular function: protein binding. Lineage: Eukaryota; Metazoa; Chordata; Actinopteri; Batrachoidiformes; Batrachoididae.